Molecule: messenger RNA, 1629 nt
Organism: Entamoeba nuttalli P19
Lineage: Eukaryota; Evosea; Mastigamoebida; Endamoebidae
Exons: 1
Coding region: 1-1629 (542 amino acids)
Source: RefSeq, a predicted model, not a curated record
AUGAUCCCAAGAAAUAAAAACAUUACUUUACUUACAUUUUUUGAUCUUAUUCAUUUUCCUUUGAAAAAACCUAAUUGGAUUGGGUGUAAUAACCAAUUACGACCGAGUUUUAUUUAUCAACAAGACCACCCUCCAUUCAAAGAAAUACCUUAUUAUUUGUUACAUCCUUUUCAUUCAUUACUUAUCAGAGAAUCCCCUUCUUCUAAUUGUUCUAAUACAAUUAAAAUUACAAAUUCAGUCAUGAAACAAUUAGAAAUGAAGGAAUUACCCCAAAAUGAGGAUUAUGAAGACUGGGUUGUUUUAUGGGAUGUUAAUAAAGAACAACAAGAUAAAUUUAAACAACAAGAUAAAAAUUAUCAAAUCAAGUACUGGAAUGAUUUUAUCAAUAGGAUUGAAUGGGAAAAAGGUAUUGUAUGGGAUUCUGAUACAAACCAAAUGAAUUUAACAUAUUUACUUGAAAUGGUAAACAAUUGGGAUUUUCAUGAGACAACAAAUAAAGAACAACCAAAUGAGACUAUCCCAUAUCAAAAUUCCCACAAACAAUUAAUUUUAGAAGAAGAUAAUUAUUUGAUUGAGUACACAAUAGAUGAUCCACCACUUCCAUUGUACUGUAAUUGUUGGAUGGAAGAAGAUAAUCUUUUAGGAUUAUGUUUAUGUACAGAUGAAACUAAAAUUAUCCUUCAAAAACAAUUAAUUUCUCAAACUGAUUUUAUUUUAACAAAAAAAGAUGGUCAUUGGAAAAUAGAAGAAUUUAAUCACUUAUACUCAGCAGGUCAAGUGUUUUUGAAAAAGUCUAUUGACAUUCCACCUGCUUAUUCUGGUGAAUAUUCUUAUUACAUAAAUCAACCAGAUUCUAUUCAAAAACGUGUUCUCUCAACUUGUGAUAAGCGGUAUGGUGGAAUGGAUGCCAAAAGAAUUUGUGAAGAACUUCUCAAAACAAAAGAAAAAUGGAGAAAUGAAAGUCAAAUAAUGGAAGAAGAUUUAUUAGACUUGCCUUGGAAUAGGUGUUGGAUUGAUGGGAAUUUAGUUGAAGGGAAAAAACGAAAGGAAGUUCAGAUUGUUGAACUAGAAUGUGGGAAAUUAGGGUAUAAAGUUAAUUGGAAUCAUCAUAAAAGAAAAAAGGAGCAAUGGACUAAAUUAAAGGAGAUUAGAAAAGAAUUAAAACUAUUAAAUGCACCUUCUUGGACAUUACAACUUAAACAUGAUGAAUCAUUAAAUUGUCUUAAACGAAUUAAGAAAAGAAAAAUGUGGAAUGAACAACGUCAAGUACAACUAACCGAAGAAGAAAAACAAGAAAUACAUCGUAUCUUAUAUAAACAAAGAAGAAUUGAAUGGUGUUAUAAAAGUAUUUGGAAUAAUGAUGAAGAUAAAAAAAGGAAUAAAGAAAUUAAGCUUCAGAAAGAACAACCAAAAAAACGGAAGAAAAGUGUAAAAGAAUGUAUACAAUUUAUUCUUCAACAAUCUGAAGAUAUUCAACAAAAGAAAGAAUUAGAAAAAUUAUUAAAGAAAGUAAAAAGAAAAACAAUAAAAGGAUUUUCUAAAGAUAUUGAAGAUGUUAUAGCCAAAGGAAAUAGAAGAGAAUGGGUAAAUAAAGUGAAAGAAUUGAUUCAGUUAUAUACAGAAGAGUAA